AUGGUAUUGAUUAAAAUUAAAUGCAUUAAGGACCAUAAUAAGUCCCAUGGAUUCGAAGGAUUCAGACUGUCCUAUCCUAAUGGAUUGAAUGCUGUGGUGAUGCCACCAACAGAGUUUAUAGAGACAAUCAAUCGUAUCAAUAGAGAGUGUUGUUCAAGAAAGUUCCGCUAUCAAUACUUUACUCUAUUAUUCUUUUUAAUAGCAAUACCAUUGAUUGUCAUUGGAUUCUUUCAACUAUUACCAUUCUUAUAUAUAAUUGGAUUCUCAUUGAUCGUUGUACUCAUUAUAUCAUCAGUGGUCACUCAAUCCUACUAUCGAAGAAUGAUCAUCAGGCGACUACAUCAUGUGUUGGCCGAGGUCAAUGCUCCACUUCAACCCCGUGGCAUCCACUUCCAUCUUAGAGACAAUGGA
Molecule: messenger RNA, 411 nt
Organism: Acytostelium subglobosum LB1
Lineage: Eukaryota; Evosea; Eumycetozoa; Acytosteliales; Acytosteliaceae
Exons: 1
Source: RefSeq, a predicted model, not a curated record